Macrobrachium nipponense is the source of this 2121-nucleotide messenger RNA. Its product is annotated as integrator complex subunit 7-like. Gene Ontology annotation, biological process: snRNA 3'-end processing. Gene Ontology annotation, cellular component: integrator complex. The record is from RefSeq and is a predicted model, not a curated record. NCBI's taxonomy places the organism in Eukaryota, Metazoa, Arthropoda, Malacostraca, Decapoda, Palaemonidae.
AGUGUGGACUGGUAGAUUUGUGCAGAGAAUGUGUCUAUGAUGGGAGUAUAAAGGUGUCUUGCAGAGCCAUUCAGCUUUUCACCAAUAUAGCUAUUUACAUGCACGAGGAACAGAAGAACAGCAUUGUUUGUGAAGAAGCCCAUUGCGCUGCUCUUAGUCUACUUCAGUGUGUGAUCAGUGCCUCUCAGGUAGAUGAAUCUAAUGGAAAUGAUGAGAGCAUUGUUCCAAGUGGGCUUCGCAUGUGUUUGGUCUGUGCAGUCCUCCUGUCUCGGACAAACCCAGAUAUAAUGUGCGAUUUGGCCACUACUCUCACGGAUGCAUUAGCAGAUAAUAUGCUUUCAGUCUGUGGAUGCCAGCUUAUCUGCGAAGCGCUAGCGUCUUUAGGAGGAACGCACGGAGAUGUUCUCACCCCUCAUCUUGUUACUAUUCUGAAAUUCAUCCAGAAGUAUACUCAUGAAGCUCCCCUCAGUUCACACAAAACAAAGCUGUUGGUAACACUGGUUACAUUAGUAAUGCAAAUAUUCCAUGGCCAUGUAUGGUCAACUCAAGCAAGAUCUGCAGUUGUAGCCGCUAGUAAAUGUGUCAAUCAGUGGGCUGCAUUUUGUAUGGCUCGGCAAGCCUCCAGGUAUGGACAUCACAGCUUAGCAGGUGGAAUUUAUGUUUUGCUGAGUUGGAGGGUAUGUUCUGACCAGCAGCAUUUCUGGGUGUCAGCACUGACUGAACUCAGCUCUGGUGAAGCUAGCACCAUAGCAUUUACAGAAAGAGCGGGAGAGAGAGCGGAUAAUAGAGACAGAGCCGACAGUCUCACAAAAGCAAACUCUCAUUUGCACAGAGCACUUUCAUCUCUCAAGGCUGCAAGCACAGCAAGUCAGCCAAUGACCUUCUGUCAAGAAUAUGUCAGACUUCGCGCAGAAACUUUCAUGUGCCACGCUCAGUUACUUCACGCAUGUCUCUCUCUACGGACUGCCCCUCCCCCUGCAAUUGCAGCAUCUCUAGCAACUUCGGCAAGGGAUGAUUUGCUCAGGUGUGGUAGAGUUUCUCAGCAACUUGCCAAGUCAGCCAGGGAUUUUAAUAACUUGGCUUCACAGUAUGGAAAUCUGUAUCAGUCUGUAUUUGAUGCAGAUCCCCAGACUUUGUGCAAUAUUGCACUAUUGCAGCAGGGGUCAUUAUUAGUGGCCCAAGGUAUUGAGAUCAUUACAAGACCAUCUGCUGGCCAGUUAACUGACGAUUACACGGGACCUGACUUGACCACCAUCACCAGCAAACUUGGCUGUGGGGAUUCCGUAGAGACACACACCCUUAUUGCUACCCUUGAGGAGGCUACUUCCAUGGUGCGCCGACUGGCUCAGGUGUGCUGUGAAGUGAAACCUGUACGAGAGCAACAUCUUCAACUGUUGCAAGGAAUUUCUGAAGUGUUGACAAGCGUACCACUACCAUAUCCAAGAUUCUUCUUCCAAACUUUACAGAAGACCACAAUUACUUUAGCGUUGCUCCCACAACCUAGAACACCUGGAGACCCUAUAUCAGUUCAGACAUCAUCACAGCUGGCAAUUAAAGUAGAAGGUGUUAUUGGACAUGGUAAACGACCAGGUCUUUUCAGAUCUGUUCAUUCAGUUACAUUGACUGUGAAUUCCACAAUUCAGAACCGCCCUCAGCAUACGUUGGAUGUUAAGACUGAGCCCAAUGAAACUCUUACACAGACUGUUGAACCUCAUAAUGACUUUUUUGCAGCGCAAUUUCUUCUCGGUUUUCCAAUCCCUGGUCUCUAUCAGGUGAGUGUCGACACAUCGGUGACAGAUGAUAACGACGAUGCUUGGCAAACGGGCCCAAGACACACGCUAAAUGUUAGAUCCCAGGAAGAUCCUUCUAGUAAAGCCAGUGUACCACAAGCUCCGAGGCCUGCACCACCAAGCCAGUACAUUCCACCUGCUGCACAGGGGGCGUCUAUUCCCCCGCCAGGCGUCAGUACUUUACCACCUCCCACACCGGGGACGAGUGGACCUCCGGCACCACCUGCACAGCAGUUCAGUAUCCCAAGACCUGGAUUACCAUAACUUGCAGUUGAUGUGCUAAAUUUAAAAUUAUGUAUUUUUUACAAAGAACUAUAAAACUAUUUUAAAA